Messenger RNA from Geodia barretti, 873 nucleotides. Lineage: Eukaryota; Metazoa; Porifera; Demospongiae; Tetractinellida; Geodiidae. The record is from the annotation of a GenBank genome assembly.
AUGGUACAAGCCCCGGAACGCCCGGCGGAGAGUGUGGUGAACGCGGCUCCCGCUCUGGAACCGAUCACGAUGAAAUCUUUGCUGGAGGCCGGCGUCCACUUUGGUCACCAGACUAGGCGGUGGAACCCGCGCAUGCGCCGGUAUAUUUUCACACAGCGCAACGGGAUUCACAUCAUAGACCUGCAGCAGACCAUGGGGCUGAUCACCGACGCAUACCGAGCGAUGGUGGAGCUGGCCGCGAACGGUGGCAAGGUCCUUUUCGUCGGUACCAAGAAGCAGGCGCAGGAUGUUAUCGCGUCCGAGGCCGAGCGCACCGAUCAGUGGUACGUGAACCAACGCUGGUUGGGCGGUACGCUGACCAACUUCCAGACCAUCAAGGGGCGCAUCGACCACAUGAAGCGCCUACAAGAGCAGCGGGACACGGGCUAUCUGGCGCGGUUGCCCAAGAAGGAAACGGUGCGUCUGACGCACACCCUGGACAAAUUGGAAAAAUAUUUUACCGGCCUUCGCAACAUGGACCGGCUGCCCUCUGCGCUCUUCGUCAUUGACAUCGGCAAAGAGGACAUUUGCAUCGCCGAGGCGCGCCGGCUGAACAUUCCCAUUUACGCGAUCGUUGAUACCGACUGCGAUCCGGGCCAAGUUACGCAUGCAGUGCCCGGCAAUGACGAUGCGGUGCGCUCCAUUCGACUGAUUACGGGACGGAUGGCAUCGGCAAUCGAAGAAGGCCAGGCACAGCGUGAGGCGUUGCAAAUCGCGCAAGCCGACGCGGAGACAGGCGAAGAGGGUCAGGAAGAGGACGCCAAGCCUUUCAGCAACACCGUGACGCUGGAAGAGUUGGGUCAGAUGAUGUCCUCUCGGCCGCUCGAGCCGUAA